ACCACGCAGCCCCCCUCUGUCGCUGUAACGGUGAAGCGUCGUUUGUGAAUACGCUGCCGUAGUAAACAACAAAUUCACGGCCUCAGAUAUUAAAUCAACAAGCCGUAGAAAAUGGCGAGGUACCUGAGGCCGCCUAACUCGUCUCUGUUCGUUAGAAACAUCGCCGACGACUCCAGGCCAGAGGAUUUACGACGUGAAUUUGGUCGUUAUGGGCCUAUAGUAGAUGUCUACAUUCCACUUGACUUCUAUACACGACGAGGAAGAGGAUUUGCUUACAUUCAGUUUGAAGACGUCCGUGAUGCAGAGGACGCUCUUCACAACCUGGACCACAAAUGGGUUUGUGGGCGUCAGAUCGAGAUCCAGUUCGCCCAGGGGGACAGAAAGACUCCUAACCAGAUGAAGACCAAGGAGCGCCAUUCCCCUCGCAGUUCCUCCCGCCACGACGACGAUCGGGAUAGCCGCCGGAGACGGUCCAGGAGCCGCAGCUAUGAGCGCCGCAGGUCACGGAGCCCCUCCAACGGGCGCCGCCCACGGAGGUCUGAAAGCCCCAGAGAAUCUCGGUCCUACAGUCGACACAGACGGAGCAGAAGCCAUGAAAAUGAAAAGUACAGAGGUCCUCCUCGGGACCACCACAGGCCACACCGUGAACCAGGCCCACGUAACCACUCUGCGUCCCGCUCCCCUUCACCCUCCAGACCCGUGCCCAAAGGUAAAAAGAGCCAGUCCAGGUCCCACAGCCCGGGCGAAGCUUACCACCCAGCCUCCAGUUCCCAGAAACCGCCCGUUGGACGAUCCCCAUCCCGCUCCUACUCUAGAUCCAUGUCCCGGUCACGAUCCCGCUCCAGGUCCUGGGCUGGACGCAAGUCUGGAGGCCACUGACUGACUGUCCCCCCAAGGCCCCGUUAAUCUAUCUCCGAGGAAGUUUCCGUUCAGUUAUGACUAGAGCAUUAGGCUCUAUGCUAGCAUUUGUUUAUCAUCACAUUAUGGAGUCUGUUGCCAAAAGGGGGCAUGAGCAGCAGAGAGGCGAGACGUUUUCUUUUAAAGAAAAAGGGUUUUGUUCCAAAUUGAUUCAUGAAGGCACGGUUGAUACCUGGUACAUUUUUUUUUUGGGACUUGUGUAUUGUAAGUUGCUGUAGGAGGAAAAAUGUUAGUUUUCAGCCAGUAAUAUUUUUGUACUUUUGAUUUAUCCAUAUUUACGUGCAUACGUUUAUUCAUUUGAUGCCUGUCUCAGUUUGGCGCUAUUAUUUUUUGUAAUAAAAACAUGAAUACAAAUUGCGUUUAACUUCAGGCCAAGACUCAAAAGUAUUUACUAACAUCGCUGCAGGAAAACUGUGAACUGCAGUAACUGUAAUUAGUAUUGUAACGGCUGAUGUAUUGAUAGCAGUUAGUUGCUACCUAAUGUUGUCCAGUAUGCUAUGUGGCAACAUCUUUCAUGUUCUUUGUUCAGUGAGUGAAACAGUCAGUUGAAUAUUUCAAGUGUUUUAGUACUGUUGUCCUAGCUUUACUUGGUAUGCUUUGAAAAUAAAUAAACUUUUUUU
Messenger RNA from Anoplopoma fimbria (sablefish), 1538 nucleotides. RefSeq names its product serine and arginine rich splicing factor 10a (gene srsf10a). Bases 112 to 879 code for a protein of 255 amino acids. The transcript is spliced from 6 exons. Lineage: Eukaryota; Metazoa; Chordata; Actinopteri; Perciformes; Anoplopomatidae. The record is from RefSeq and is a predicted model, not a curated record. Gene Ontology annotation, molecular function: RNA binding.